Molecule: messenger RNA, 3314 nt
Organism: Parnassius mnemosyne (clouded apollo)
Lineage: Eukaryota; Metazoa; Arthropoda; Insecta; Lepidoptera; Papilionidae
Source: the annotation of a GenBank genome assembly
GAAUUCCGUUUUGAAAAUCAGUUUUAGGUCAAGAAAUACUCAUUACCAUCAUAAUUGUUUUGAAAUUUCAAAAUAAAUGGUUUUGUUUUUAAGGGUGGUGGUGGUCAAUAUUGAGUCACUGCCAGAGGGACUACCAAUAGAGACGCCUCUCCAUGCAAAAAGAAGUCGUACUUUGACCCUCAGUCCAUUGCAACUCAAUAUUAAGGCGCCACUACCUGUGGACCCAACAGUGGCUGAAGGUACACCACAUGAAGACAAAUCACUUCCUGUAAUGGUGCCGCCAUCUCCUGAAAUGAAUGGAAGUGGUGAACAAGGAAUGUCAUCGCCAAGUGGCAGUGGAGCCAGUGUGCAGCCUCCUCGCCCUCUUCAGUUGCUUCAGAAUGAAGAAUCUUUUUACAAUAUAGAUUAUGGAAGUGAAGAGUCUGAGGUAAGCGAGGAGGAAGAUUUGUUGACUACACUGAUUCCUAGGACCAUUAGAUUCCUAAUGAAUAUGGACAUGUCCCGGGAUGAUAACGUUGCUGCCACAACCAUGCUUCCUACGACCAUGCCAGAUCUUUCCACGUCUGCAACUGUUGCAAUAUCGCCACAUAGUUUUUAUGAUUUUGAGUGGAAAUCGUUUCCAAAUCCUCCUAUUCCACUUGAGUCGAGGAGAGAAACAUUUUCAAAGAGUAAUGUUGGUCCAACAACUCCAUGUGCUGACCCUUAUGACACAUUCAUUGCCAUUUGGGAUAGGCAAAUUAUGAAGCACAUUGCCUCGGAAACGAACAGAUAUGCUCAGGACGUGAUACAAAAGAUGAUUCCGCACAACACUGUCCGUACCCGGAGUCGUUUACAUUCAUGGCAUCCGACAACAGUUGACGAACUGUAUGUCUAUUUCGGCAUAACCCUGGCGAUGGGGGUACUAGUUAAAAACAACAUUGCAGAAUACUGGAGUGCCACUCCUGACAUAUUUUGUACACCUGGUUUUAGCGUGCACAUGUCUAGCCGACGUUUUCGAUUGUUAAGUAAAUUCUUGCAUUUUAACAACAAUAAGGGCAUGUCUUCGCUAAAACCGGACACUUCCGAGGCUAAAUUGUUUAAAAUGAAACCGCUGUUGUCACACCUAAAUAGUAAAUUUUGUAGCAUGUACAACAUGAGCCAAAACAUUGUGCUUGAUAAAUCGCUUUUGCAACGGAAAGGUCGCUUGGAUAUAAACCAAUUCAUUCCAAAUAAAGUCACCUCAGCAGGGAUUAAAACCUAUGAGAUCUGUGAAUCUCAAACUGGUUAUAUGUGGCGGUUUGAGAUUCAUGCUUAUGAGGCUUUUAAACAGACAAUCGUUUUGAGACUUAUACAAGGUCUUGAAUACAAGGGUCACACAUUGUGGAUGCAUAACUUUUACAAUUCACCAAUACUCGCCCGAAGGUUAAAGAGCUUUGGUAUUGACUGUGUUGGUCCCUUGAAGACCAAUUGUCAGUUUGUGCCCAAGACUCUGACCGGACUCACUAAAGCCAAUGUGCAACCAGGUGACAUCACUGGCUUUACGUCGGGUGAUGUAGAUCUGAUGGUAUGGAGAGAUCAGAACCUAGUGGCGACUAUCUCUACAUACCACGGAAAUGCUAUGACUCACGACAAUGGCCACCUCAAACCAAUUCUUAUUACAGACUAUAAGGUCAUGAUGGAUGGGGUGGAUAAAAAGGAUCAGAUGCUGGCGAUGUAUCCCAUCGAAAGGAAACGAACAAGGGUAUGGUGCAGGAAACUCUUUUGCAGACUUCUUAAUGUAUCUGUUUUGAAUAGUUAUAUACUUGUUAAACAAUCUUCUUCUUCCAUCUUACAUCGUUCUUUUCGUUUGUCCCUCAUAAAAUCUCUUUUAAAAAAUCAUGCUUCUGUUUCCGUUUCCAUUGUCGCACCUCCACAGUCCAGAUUAGAGAUAAAAUAUCAUCACCUAGCAGACUUACCAUAUUUGCCUGGCCAAACAAGGCGGCAACGGCGUACUUGUAGUAUUUGCAAAAAACGGGUACACACAUUCUGUGUAGGUUGCAACAAGGCUGUAUGUAUGACCUGUUUUGUUCCUCUACAUCCUGAAUAAUUUGUGUAUUAUGUAUUUAUUUGUACCAACCUUUGUUUGUUUGGAGUAUGAUAGGCUCACUUGAUGGUAGUUAAUUCUGUUAAUCCAUCCUUUAAUAUGCUUUGAGUUUUUUGACUGCUUUGAGUUAUAGUUUUAAUUCUGCUGAACCUUGGACUGUAAUAGGCUCACUUGAUGGUAUUAAUUACAGUUGAUUAUGCUGAACCUAUUUCGUUUGACCGACCAUCCAUGGAGUGAUGUGUGUAAAACAUAAGUGCGGCUUUGCAAAAGAAAGUAAUCGUAUUGUGAACCUUAUUUUUUCCAGUUAAACAACUUAUUAUUUUUGUUAACAAUCUAAUGCUAAUGGAAUUAUAAUUUAUAGUUAUUCUAAUCACAUUUUAUAUUCAAACAAUACCUACAUGAUUUAAUUUAUCGAAUUGCGAAUGUCAUUUUUUAUACAGUUAAAUAACCUAUUAAUUUUUCUUAUACAGUCUAAUCCUAAUGGAAUUUUAGUUAUAAUAUAAUAUACUAUUAUGUUACAUUUUAUUUAAAAAAAUAAACUUAUUAUUUAGAUGUGACAGCACUCCAUACUAUCAUGGCCAUAUUGCACCUUUUGCAGUGAAAUUGCAUGUUUUUGAUGUAAAUUUCUGGAUUUAGAGAGAUGUCUUUUUGUAAUAUAUUUUGUACUUGCUAUUUCAUCGAAAUGUAGAAUAUAAAUUUAUAAGACUAUAAUAUCUAACACAAUUUUCUCUAUAACCCGAAGAGGAGGGGGCCACCUACAACUAUGUUAUAGCAUGUUGUUGGUUUUAUGUCCAUAAAUAUUUAACUAAACAAUCUUUACAUCUGUACCUUUUUCUGAUAAGUAUUUAAGCCAAACUAAAAAUCGCCGCUUACUAUUAAACUCUUAAAUUACGCCAUAUCCGAAUGGUUAUUUACAUACUUGUCAAAGUUAUAGACCCCGUCAAACAGUAUAGUAAUGAGAAAUAUUUAGAAGGGACCCCAUCAGAUGAAGCUUCAUCUGAAGGGACCCCAUAGAACAAUAGAUAAGUGUGUUCAGAACUUACGAGUACAAAUAAGCAAGGUAUAGAGCGCGCGUAUCGCUCAAUGCCCAUUAUGCCAAGGUAACCAGAUGUUCUGUAAAUACUGAUGCAUAGUGGAGAGUGUUUGAAUAGUUAUUGUACUAAGUUAUUAAUUUGAUUAUGUAAGUACUUGUAAAUAUUUGGUAAGUGAUAAUGAAAAGGUAUGUUUUAGCUCAAUAAAACAGGUACGAAUU